AUGCUUUCAGGAAUUUUCAAAAGUUUUGCUUGUCAACUCUACUUUUGACCGACAAGGGUUCCGGGAAAUCUAACCUGCGGCCAGCGCUCCAAUCAUUCUUCCCCUUGUUAAAAGCCACGUUGUCCGAGGAUGCGUUGCCUGCCCAAGAGUGGCAGAUGAAUGUUGUCGACAAAGUGCUUGAGGCGACGGACCAAAUUGAUGCGAAGCAGAUCGCAC
Messenger RNA from Amoebophrya sp. A120, 216 nucleotides. The record is from the annotation of a GenBank genome assembly. NCBI's taxonomy places the organism in Eukaryota, Dinophyceae, Syndiniales, Amoebophryaceae.